Molecule: messenger RNA, 1157 nt
Organism: Homalodisca vitripennis (glassy-winged sharpshooter)
Lineage: Eukaryota; Metazoa; Arthropoda; Insecta; Hemiptera; Cicadellidae
Gene: kappaB-Ras
Product: NF-kappa-B inhibitor-interacting Ras-like protein
Exons: 4
Coding region: 291-878 (195 amino acids)
Biological process (GO): canonical NF-kappaB signal transduction
Molecular function (GO): GTP binding; GTPase activity
Source: RefSeq, a predicted model, not a curated record
GAUAUUGUUUUUAAAAUUUCAUACAGCUCAGUAGUAAAAUUGGAUGUAUAUAUUCAUUGGUUGGAACAAUAGAUAACUUGGCCCACUCAUGCAGUUGGGGAAUGUAGAAGGCUGUUACUAUUCCAUCGUUACUUGUUGACUCGUCUGCAGUGCAGCAGUGGCAUAUCAGAAAAAAGGCUUUUAAGACUACAGAAAACUUAAUACAGACAGAUGUAAUCUGUAUAGGUUAUGUUUACUGUUUGCAUCUUUGGCCAGAAGUAGACCUGUAAACUAAUAAUAAUAAUAUUGCAAUGGGAAAAACUACUCGAGUUAUUGUUUGUGGUAUGAAAAGUGUUGGAAAAACUGCAAUAUUGGAACAAGCAAUUUAUGGAAACUACAAUAAAGAUUCUUUUCUCCAAGCAACCAUAGAAGAUAUAUACGUAGCAUGUGUAGAGACAGAGCGAGGGACGCGUGAGAAAGUGAGAUUCUAUGACACCGCAGGGUUGGAAAGUGUGACACAGGCACGACAGGUCAGUCAAGCAUGGCAGGCUGAUGGAUAUGUGUUGGUGUAUGACACAUCACGACCUGAGUCCUUCGACUUGCUAGUUCAGCUCAAGAAGGAGAUCGACAAAAACAAAGAGAAGAAGGAGGUAGUUUUCAUCAUUCUUGGACACAACAUAAAAACCGUUGAGUGUCCGGUUCCACUGGAGAGUCCAGCUAGCAAAGCUUCUCACUGGUCGAUCAGAGAGAAGAUUCGGCACUUUGAGGUGAAUGCCCUGGACAGGACGACGUUAUUUGAACCGUUCGUCCACCUGAGCUCCAAGCUGAACCAGCCGCCCAACAAGAGUGGGUUUCACCAGCUGAGUAUGGUGCGCAAGUCAGUUAAACUGGACAGCUGAGGGCAGGCCAAGUUCUACAUCUCCAGCUGUGAUGAGCAAGACUAGCCACUGCCAAACAAGGAACUGGAAUCUCACUUUUGUAAGCAAACUGUAUAGAGUGCAGAUUCUCUGUAAAAAUCUGUUGUUUUUAGGUUAUUUCUUGAUUGUAACAUUUACACUGUAUUUUAAAUGUUCAAAUGUAAACAAAAUAUUACUAAAGGUAAGAUAUUUUUAUGCCAGUAUAAAAAUGUAUUGAUUUUUAGAAAAUAAAAAUCCAAUAACUAUUACCUAGAUGACAAA